This is a messenger RNA of Aquila chrysaetos chrysaetos, 1229 nucleotides long. RefSeq lists its product as uncharacterized. The record is from RefSeq and is a predicted model, not a curated record. Lineage: Eukaryota; Metazoa; Chordata; Aves; Accipitriformes; Accipitridae. The transcript is spliced from 2 exons. The coding region runs from base 104 to 1132 and encodes 342 amino acids.
UCGAUGUGGUCUAUGACUAUACUGUCUCAAUUCCAAUAUAUGGCUAAAGCUCCUUGGUGUUUUACUUAGGAUGGAACCAUUUUUACAGCUUGGCCAUCAGUAAAUGACAAAGGGAGUACAUUACGACAAAAAGGAAAAUUUAGUAUCUUGGUGGAAAAGUGAGAAAAUAUACAAUUGCAGUACUAAAGACAUGGCAAUUCAAAGAAUUCCACCUUUAGCAGCAGCCGUGAAGUAUGGCUGCUUGUGUAGAGGACUUAAAAAUGAUCUCCAAUUGACUGAAACCUUUAAACCUAAAAGAGGAACAAUAUUUAGUUGCAGAAAAACUACUAUUCAGAGUCCAGGACACUUAGUUUGGGCAAUGAGUGAUGGAACCUGGACAACCCAUCUGCCUCUUGAUGGGAAGGUAAAGCAAAUCACCUUGGGAAUGCCAACAUUAUGCCCAAUUUGGAAAAAGUCUCCUUUUAAAGGAUCAUUAGAAAAUUUGAAAUUGGAACGGGCGAAAAAGUCAGAAAUAGAUGAUGAAUGGAAUGAACCCUCCACUGGAGUUAGAAUUAGUUGGGCCCUAAAAUCUUUACUAACCCCUUUGGCAAUAUAUAGGAAUCGAGACUGGCUGUACCAACUAACAGGACAGGUAGAGAAACUGGCCAAUGUGACCAGAAAAGGAUUUAGAGAUCUAAAUAUACAAUUACAGGCCACUUCCAAAAUGACUUUGCAAAAUAGAAUGGCUUUAGAUAUGCUUUUGCUUAAAGAACACGGAGUGUGUGGAUAUUUAAAAGACAGAUUGGACCAUUGUUGCAUACACAUUCUGAAUGUAACUCAAGAUGUAGAACAUGAUUUGGAAUUAUUGGGAAAAAUUGAGAAAGACACACAAGAGUUGCUACAAGAUAUGCAAGAGAGUUGGAUAGACAAGAUCUUUAAGGGAUUAGGCUGGAAUCUAAGUUCUUGGAUUAAAUCAUUGAUUAGUACAGUAUUAACUUUGUUGAUAAUCUUUUUAAUGAUCAUUUUGAUUUAUUAUUUUCUGAAAAAACAAAUUACUCGUAAAACUUCUUUUAAUCGCAUGAUCAUCCAAGCUGUUGCAAGACAACAGAAUGGACAAUCAAUCCCAGAGUUUCCUCCAGCUUAUAGUGAAUAAUUAGUAAAAUUAUAGUGAAAGUAUUGACAUGAUUUUCAAAACUUUCAAAGGGGGGAAAUGUUGCAAAUACUUUGAUAAAGAUUUGAUUAAAACAAAA